AUGAAACAACGACAAAAGAGGAAACAUUUGGAAAAUGUUGAGUCCCAGGAAACUGACGAGAAGGGAGGAGGAAUCUCGAAGUCACAAAAGGAUGCCCUUCAGCUUGGAUCAACCGAGGUGGCCAAAGACUGUGACCCAGGGGUAGGGGAGAUCUCCUCUGCCUCUGAAUACUUCACCUGUGUUUCUUCCCCACUCAAGUUCAUCCAUAGUGGAAUCCGGAGAUUACAUCAAGAGAGUGCCCAGUUUAGAUCAACCCUAGCCCAGAUUAAGGAGCAAGAGGAGACUGUUCCCCUCUUACCACAGGUCUCCUUCUCGUCCCCUUCAUCCUAUAAGACCUGUGCAAUCUCUCAGUAUAUAAACAAAGAGGAAAGAGGCAUGAAAAUAUACUACAUGCAAGUACAAGUGAAAAAAGGUGUGGCUAUCUCCUGGAAGACAGAGGAAACCUCAGAGUCACUAAAAAAGAAGCCAAGGAUGGAAGAAGUGAAACUUCCUGAGGACGUGCUGGUAGGUACAGCUCCCUCUGACGUGUCCACCAGAAAACUCCUAUCUGAGCCCAGCAUGGAGGUGAAAGAGCAUGAAGAACGAGCAGAGCCAGACAGUCCACCAGGGUUGCCCACAUUUGAGGAGACACCCAGGGCCAAGACACCGGACUGGCUGGUUACAAUGGAGACUGGCUUCCGGUGCAUGGCCUGCUGCCGGGUCUUCCCCACCUUGGAGGUCCUCAAGGAGCAUGUGCAGUUUGGGAUCAGGGAGGGCUUCAGCUGUCGUGUCUUUCAUCUCACCAUGGCUCAGCUGAGAAGCAAUGUGGAAUCAGAGAGCAUCCGGGAGAAGGAGGAGGAGGAGGUGAAGAAGAAUGAAAAGAAAGAGAAGCAAGAAGAAAAACAGUAUGUGGAGGAGCAGCCCACAGGGUAA
Messenger RNA from Myotis daubentonii (Daubenton's bat), 912 nucleotides. RefSeq names its product family with sequence similarity 170 member A (gene FAM170A). NCBI's taxonomy places the organism in Eukaryota, Metazoa, Chordata, Mammalia, Chiroptera, Vespertilionidae. Gene Ontology annotation, biological process: fertilization. The record is from RefSeq and is a predicted model, not a curated record. Gene Ontology annotation, cellular component: nucleus.